Hibiscus syriacus is the source of this 1878-nucleotide messenger RNA. Its product is annotated as chaperone protein dnaJ 16-like. The transcript is spliced from 12 exons. The record is from RefSeq and is a predicted model, not a curated record. NCBI's taxonomy places the organism in Eukaryota, Viridiplantae, Streptophyta, Magnoliopsida, Malvales, Malvaceae. Bases 261 to 1499 code for a protein of 412 amino acids.
CUUCAGCUCGGAGGUCCAAUGGAGUUUUCUCUUUCUCUCCUAUGCUUUUGAUUCAUCUUGUUCUUCUUUUCCAUUUUCCUUUCUGAACCCAGGAAAUGUUGUACUUCGUUGAAACGAGGUGGAAAGCAAAAGGAAAAUAGUUUUCAUUUGGUCUUGGAAUUUAGUUCAGUUUUUGGAUUUUUAGGGUUCCUGAGGGGGCAAAACUAAAGCGAAAAGAAAAUUCCUUUAUCGUAUUUUUUGUUUGGUGGUGUUUUUCUCAAAUGCCGCCGCAUCGAUCCAAGUCGGAGAAAAACGACGGAAUGGCGAAGCAGCUUCGCCGAGAUCCCUAUGAAGUACUUGGAGUCUCGAGGAACUCUACGGAUCAGGAAAUUAAAAGCGCGUACCGGAAAAUGGCUCUCAAGUACCAUCCUGAUAAGAAUGCAAAUGAUCCUGUUGCAGCUGAUAUGUUCAAGGAGGUUACAUUUUCUUACAAUAUCUUGUCUGAUCCAGAUAAAAGGCGCCAGUAUGAUACAGCUGGUUUUGAGGCUGUUGAAGCAGAUAACCAAGAAUUGGAGCUAGAUCUUUCAAGUUUGGGGGCUGUGAACACCAUGUUUGCUGCACUUUUUAGUAAACUUGGAGUGCCAAUUAAGACCACUGUAUCUGCAACUGUUCUGGAGGAGGCACUUAAUGGUGUGGUCAAUAUUGAGCCGCUUCUGCUGGGGCAACCUGUUUCUAGGAAGGUUGAAAAACAAUGUGCUCAUUUCUACUCUGUCCAAAUAACAGAAGAGGAAGCAAGGGAUGGGCUUGUUUGCAGAGUACAAUCACCUGAUAAAAGCAAGUUCAAGCUAUUGUAUUUUGAUCUAGAAGAGAAUGGUGGAUUAAGCCUUGCACUGCAGGAGGACAGUGCAAAAACAGGAAAGGUUACAUCUGCUGGCAUGUAUUUUCUUGGCUUUGCCGUCUAUCGCUUGGAUCAAACAGUUAACUCAGUUGCUGCUGCAAAGGAUCCAGAUACAGCUUUUUUCAAAAAACUGGAUGGAUUUCAACCAUGUGAAGUAACUGAAUUAAAACCGGGCACACAUUUUUUCGCUGUUUAUGGUGACAACUUUUUCAGAAGUGUAAGCUACACUAUAGAAGCUAUUUGUACUGCCCCUUUCGUAGAGGAAAAGGAGAACCUUAGAACCGUGGAAGCUGAGAUUCUGUCCAAACGGGUGGAAUUGUCAAAGUUUGAAACUGAAUACAGAGAGGUGCUGGCACAAUUUACCGAGAUGACAAGCAGAUACACAAAGGAAAUGCAAGAGAUCGACGAGCUUCUCAAACAAAGGAACGAGAUUCAUGCCUCCUACACAACUGUUCCUCCAAGUAAGAGAAGUUCGAGUAGGAACAGGAGUAAGGGUGCCUCCAAGGAGGCCAAAGAAGAUGGUGAAGUGAGAGAAAGGAAACAUUCUACAAGGGAUAGAACAAAGAAGAAGAAAUGGUAUAACAUCCACUUAAAAAUUGACAAGAGAAAGCAGCCAUGCUGAACAGGAUAAACAAGUCUGCAACGUUGGGGCCGAACGAAUUACAUAUCAGACCGUAAUUUAUUCCAUCGGUUCAAUAUUUGUGCAGGUAAGCACCACACUGCACCGUAUUUUGUUGAUCAUUGAUGUGAAAAGAUGGUUAAGGAUGACAACAACUCAUUGUUAUUGUAAAAUUCUUUCCUCCCCCCCCCCCGUUGUAUUUGUAAUUUUUCUGGUGUAUUCUCGACAAGUGCUCUUGUAUGAUUUCCUAUUGAUGAACACUGAACUGGUCGGGGUCCGGACCGUGGAGGUAGAAUACACUCCCGGCCCAACUCCUCCUAUUGGCAUCCUUAACCCCAACUGGUGCUAAUUUUUCUUUCUAGUUCCAAGAGUAUUGAGCUUA